CGCAGCUUCCGGUCGGCAAGAUGGUGGCGCGCAGAAGGAAGCGUGCGGCGCGGGAAUCUGAUUCGGGGGUUCCAACCCUGCCCGGCUACUCAGCCAUUCCAAUCAAAUUCUCUGAAAAGCAGCAGUCUUCUCAUUACCUCUAUGUGAGAGAGCACAAAGUUCGAGAAGGCACCAAGUCUUCCUGGCCUCAGAAGCGGACUCUUUUUGUCCUCAAUGUGCCCCCGUACUGCACAGAGGAGUGCUUGUCCCGCCUCCUCUCCCCCUGCGGGCCCGUCCAGUCGGUGAAGUUACAGGAGAAGCCAGAGCUUGCUGAGAGCCCAAAGGAGCCCCAGUCGAAGUUCUUUCACCCCAAACCAGUUCCCGGCUUCCAGGUGGCCUACGUGGUGUUCCAGAAGCCAGGCGGCAUGUCGGCCGCCUUGGCCCUGAAGGGCCCCCUGCUGGUCUCCACUGAGAGUCACCCUGUGAGGAGCGGCGUCCUCAAGUGGAUCCGAGACUACACGGACUCGGUGCCGGACCCCGAGGCCCUGAGGGUCGAGGUGGACGCCUUCAUGGAGACCUACGACCGGAAGAUAGCGGAGGAGGAGGCCAAGGCCAAGGAGGAGGAAGGCGUCCCCGACGAGGAGGGCUGGGUGAAGGUGACCCGCCGGGGCCGCCGACCAGUGCUCCCGAGGACGGAGGCGGCCAGCCUGCGGGUGCUGGAGCGGGAGAGGCGGAAGCGCGCCCGCAAGGAGCUGCUCAACUUCUACGCCUGGCAGCACCGCGAGACCAAGAUGGAGCAUAUCGCGCAGCUGCGCAAGAAGUUCGAGGAAGACAAGCAGAGAAUCGAGCUGAUGCGGGCCCAGCGCAAGUUCCGACCCUACUGAGCCUCGCCCACCCCCACGGGCCCCGAGGAGCAGGGUGGUGACUGGGUGGCAGUGUACAGCCAGCAAGGACCCGGGGUCCUGGAACACCCAUCUCAACGGCUGUGCCCAGGCCAAGGGGCCGCUGUGUGAAACCCCGGAGACCUGAGCCCACGGGGUGGGGUGAAGUACAGAGUCACCCGUCGGUUCCUGUGUGCUUCGGCUGUCCUAGGGCCCGGAGCGAGGACUUGGCCUCCGGAAGCCCCUGGCCCAGAGCUGGCUCCUUCCUUGUCCUGGGUCCCGUCCCCGUCUGGCUCCGGACUCUCCUCUCAGGGCUGACUGACUGCUGUGUUCACCCCUUCCUCCUGAUAGAGAAGCCCCUGUGGGCAGUGAGACGGCCUCACAAGCAGAAUACAAGAGCAUUUUAUUUUUCAUGCA
This is a messenger RNA of Capra hircus (goat), 1277 nucleotides long. RefSeq names its product ribosomal RNA processing 7 homolog A (gene RRP7A). The transcript has 7 exons. Lineage: Eukaryota; Metazoa; Chordata; Mammalia; Artiodactyla; Bovidae. The record is from RefSeq and is a predicted model, not a curated record. Gene Ontology annotation, molecular function: nucleic acid binding. Gene Ontology annotation, cellular component: UTP-C complex; CURI complex. Gene Ontology annotation, biological process: ribosomal small subunit assembly; rRNA processing. The coding region runs from base 21 to 863 and encodes 280 amino acids.